This is a messenger RNA of Racocetra persica, 1714 nucleotides long. The record is from the annotation of a GenBank genome assembly. Lineage: Eukaryota; Fungi; Glomeromycota; Glomeromycetes; Diversisporales; Gigasporaceae.
AUGUCUGACGCGGCAACAAUACGAAGACGUAAUUAUACUCCUCCAAACUUUAACACGGAACUCUUUCAACCGUUAGCAACAAUCACAAGCAAGGAGCCAACUACACAUAAUAUUAAUUUGGUUUUAUCAUACGCAGAUUUGGCUCCUGAUGGCUAUAAGCGAAAAGUUUGGGCAGUAAAUGGUCAAUAUCCUGGUCCACUAAUUUAUAUCAACAAAGGAGACAGAGUUUUGAUAAAUGUUACAAAUAAUUUAGAAGACCCGACUACAAUCCAUUGGCAUGGAAUAUUGCAAACGGGGACUAAUUGGUAUGACGGAGUUGGAGGGCACUCGCAUUAUCUCGCUCAAUAUGUUGAUGGUAUACGUGGUCCCUUUAUUAUUAAUGAUCCGGAUGAUCCUUAUCUAUCUUCCUAUGAUUAUGAAUAUGUCCUUACUGUGGAGGAUUGGUAUCAUUCACCAACAAGUGACUUGGUUGCAAUGCGAUUGGCACCAGGUUAUGAAGGAUACAAUCCUGUACCAGAUGCAGGUCUUAUCAGUGGAAGAGGCCAAUAUAAUUGUUCUAAGGCGUUGGAAGGAUCGACGUGUGAUCCUAAUAAUAUGCCAGCGAUUUAUACUGUGAAGAAAGGUAAAAGAUAUCGAUUUCGUAUAAUUAACAUGAGUGCCGAAGCCUUUUACUGGUUUUCUAUCGAUCAACAUAUGUUACAAGUCAUUGAAGUCGAUGGAGUUAGUACAAAAGCAUCAAAUAUUAGCGUUUUACCGAUUCAUAUUGGACAACGCUACUCUGUUAUCAUUGAGGCAUCUCAAGAAGUUGGCAAUUAUUGGAUACGUGCGGAAAUACCAGAUGAUUGUAUAAUGAAUUCACCAGAUACAAUAAAUCACGACUCGGCUCUUUACGAUAAAAUGACUAUAACAGGAAUCUUACAAUAUGAAGGAGCACCUAGUGAUGCACUUCCAGAUUCCAAAAAGGUCCAUGAUGAAUGGUCUAAAAAUCUAUUUCCAUGCCGUGAUCUUGAUGUUGACUUACUAAAACCAUACGCAGAAGUAGAACCGCCUAAAAAAAUUACAAAUCAAAUUAAUAUUUCUGUAACGAUUCAUGCUGACGAGCAUCAAACCACCAAGGCUUAUAUUAAUAAUCAAUCUUGGGUUCCUGAUAUAACAAAUCCUUCAAUUAUGAAAAUUAUGAGCGAAAGUAUUAGUGCAACGCAAUUUCCUAUUAAUGCUAAUGCAUAUAUGUAUGAUACUGAGGGUGGUGCUAAAUGGUGCCGACCAUCCAUUCCACUUGGAAUAAGUAGUGCUGAGAAAAUGCCUACUCUUAGUAAAUAUAACUUGAUCGAUCCACCUCUUCGUGACACACUUACUGUCCCUGCUAAUGGAUGGGCUGUAAUCCGGUAUAUUAUCAAUAAUCCUGGUGUUUGGGCUUUCCAUUGUCAUAUAGAGUGGCACGUUGAACUGGGGAUGGUAUUUCAAUUGAUCGAACAACAAGACAAAAUGCAGCAAAACAAAUUACCAGAUGCUGUUGCAGCAUUAUGUGCACCAGGUUAUCAAAAUGAUAAAUAUGAUAGCCCACAUACUAAGCGUCUCACACUUUCGUCUCCCGAAGAUGAUGAUUAUGUAACGAUAACUGGUGGAGGCUAUAAAAUUCAUCAUAAAAAUCAGAAAAAAUCAUCAGUAAAAAGAAAUACCAAGAAGAGUUUACUCUUUACUAAACGUCUUGCUA